Zingiber officinale is the source of this 3160-nucleotide messenger RNA. Its product is annotated as polycomb group protein EMBRYONIC FLOWER 2-like. Gene Ontology annotation, cellular component: nucleus. The record is from RefSeq and is a predicted model, not a curated record. Lineage: Eukaryota; Viridiplantae; Streptophyta; Magnoliopsida; Zingiberales; Zingiberaceae. The transcript has 19 exons. Gene Ontology annotation, molecular function: chromatin DNA binding. Bases 347 to 2068 code for a protein of 573 amino acids.
UUUAAUUAUUUCUGUGAUUAGAUGCGACCAAACACCCACUCGACCGUCCCCGACCCCAGCGCGUCUCUAAUCCCUAAUUCAUCUUCCUCCCUCUCUUCUCAAUUGAUCGCUCCCAGAAAUCGCAGACGACGUCCGUCGACCUGCGAUGGUGGACGGCACGCGGAUCUGCCACGGAAGGAACCUGCCUAUUUCAAUGACUCAUGAACAUUGAUAAAAUUACAAAAAAUCCUGUGUAUUCUGUUUAUUCAGUACAGAUGAAUGUUGCUCACAGUAGGUUGUCACUGCACUUAUUCUGUGAGAUUGUGGAAGGUGGUGAAAACUUGUAGUUGGUCUCUUAUCUGUCGAAAUGCCAGGAUUACCUUUGGCAGUUCGAGAUACCAUGAAUCAUGGUUUCAGUUGUAGCCAUUCAAGGACUAACCAAAUGUGCCGUCAGCAAUCUAGAGUUCGAUUGACUACCGAAGAGCAACUAGCAGCUGAAGAAAGUCUUUCUGUAUACUGUAAACCAGUUGAACUUUACAAUAUACUUCAACGUAGGGCAAUACAAAAUCCUUCAUUUCUGCAGAGAUCGUUGCUGUACAAGAUACAGGCUAAGCACAAAAGGAGAAUACAAAUAACCAUUUCUCUGAUUGGAAGUCUGAAUGCUGAGAUAGAACCACAGCGUGUGUUUCCACUCUAUGUACUAUUAGCUAGACCUAUUGCUGAUACAUUAGUUGCAGAGCACUCUUCAAUGUACCAAUUGAGUCGUCCUUGUGUGCUAACUAAUUUUGCCAAGUUUGGGAACAAGGAUGAAGCUGAAGCCAGCUUUUUGGUUCCAGAGAUUAAGAAACUGACAACUGAUGCAAGAGUUAACAAUCUUGAUAUUAUCAUCAUCAGCAAGGGGGAAUCAAAUGGUGGCUGUGGUGAAUAUCAUUUGUCGAAAGAUAGUGAAGAGUGGCCCUCUUUUCUCAAAUGUGAAGGAAAGUGCCUCUGGGGAAAAAUUGCAGUUAAUUCACUUUGUUUAUCCAUGGAGAAGUCUGUGACUUUGAGCUUAGGACACCAAGUGGAUAUGCUUUCAGCUGUUUCUAUGAAACCAAGCAUUCUGCAGCCAAAAUACCUGGAAAGCCAUCACUGCAUAUUUUUUCAAACUCAAAAUAUGGAUUCUGCUAGUACUUGCCAAGUCCAAGUCAGCAUAUCUGCUCAAGAGGUGGGAGCAAGUGAAAUUUCUCCUUAUGAUCUUUACUCAUAUGACGAUAUUCCAACAUCAUCUUUACCUCACAUCAUCAGAUUGAGAAAAGGGAAUGUUCUUUUUAACUACAGAUACUACAACAACUUGCUGCAAAAGACCGAAGUCACGGAAGAUUUCUCUUGUCCUUUUUGUUUAGCGAAGUGUGCCAGCUUUAAGGGUCUGAGAUAUCACUUAAACUCUUCUCAUGACCUAUUUAAUUUUGAGUUCUGGGUAACCGAGGAGUAUCAAGCUGUGAAUGUUUCUGUGCGAACUGAUACAUGGAGCUUUGAGAUUGCAUCAGAUGGAAAUGAUCCAAGGCUGCAAACAUUUUUCUACCGCUCAAACUUCAAGAGGUGUAGACGAUCAAAGAAUAAUGUUCAGACAGCAAGUCAUGUGCAUCCACAUGUUCUGGAAGCAGGUUCACCUGAAGGAUCACUGGCAGGUUCUCGCAAAGAAUAUGAUAACAAAGACAAUGGCAUAUGUUACUCUCAAAGACCUUAUGUAUCUUUGAGAGAUGGUUCGCUUACAAAUGGGCUUAACGAUGAAGGAAAGAGCUGUAAAUCACUACUACAUGAGGCUCACCUUAUGAGGCAUAAAUCUGAAAUCAGUUCACAACAUUGCAAUGCUGAAGAGUGCACACGACAUGCUGACACAAUAGGCAUAUGUGCAUCCAUAAAUCAAGCUUCUACCAGUAAUGAUUUUACCCAGCAAGCAUCUGCAACCAAUUUAGCUUCACAAAGUAUGCUGCAGUUUGCAAAGACACGGAAGAUAUCUGAUGAACGGGCUGAUCCAAGAAAUCGUGCACUUCUCCAAAAGCGGCAGUUCUUUCAUUCCCACAGAGCUCAGGUAAGUGAGCCAAGCUAACCUGAGCCUAAAAUGAACUAAGCUGCUGAAGCUGUUCAAGCUGGACUUGUUUUUUAUUUUUUAUUUUAUUUUUAAGCGCAAGGUUAGUUCAAGCUUGACUUGAGCUUGUUUUUUUUAGAUGUUAUCAAGCUCUUAAUUUGAGCUUUGAUGAGUAUUUGAAAUUUUUUAUAUUUUUAAGAUUGUUUAGUUAGUUAGUAAGUAAUUUAUUUGAAGAGCUUUUUGUUUAUUUGCAAGUUCGAUAAAAUUUUUGUUGAUGAUUCACAAGCUUUGUUUAUGAACAUUGUUUUCGAAUAGUUCACAAUUUUUAUUCACGGACAUUAACAAAUUCUUUAUUCAGUUUAAUGAAUUGGCCAAGCUAGUUCAUGCCUAAAAUUUUUUGUAUGAUAGUGGUCUGGCCAACUAUGCUAUGCAUCAAAUUACUGGGCAGUAAAAUUACUAACAUUGGCAGAUAGAAAUAAGAAAUUUGAGAUAAAUUAUUGGACUUUACCAUGAGAUAAAACAACAAUGCUAUUAUUCAUGAGGAAUUAUGUAAGCAUUCUGUAAUAAUAUGAGGUAAAACAAAAUCAAAUAUAGUAUGGACUUGAGAGAUUCCAUAGGCAAGUUUAGUAAAUUAGAUAUGAUGUGAAUGGCAAAGAGUGACCUGAAGAAACUUAUAUCGAUAUAAAGGAAAAAAUUUAUUGAGUAUUACUUUCUAGAGAUGCACAUAGUGGUAAAUGGAGGGAUAGAAUGUAUGAUACUUACCUGAAAUAGUUGUGAUAUAUGCUUGUUGUUUUUGUACACUAACUUGUAUUUCUAAGGCGUUCUAGCACUUCACUUGGUCCACUGGAUAAUGCUUGAUUAUUUAAAGUGUUAAUUUUUACUUGAUAUGUGUGCUAGUCAUUGUGAUGAACCUCCGUUGUCCAUUUAACCAUUUGUUUGAGGACUAAUUUUAUGGGAACUAACAAAGUAACAAACAUGUAGAAGAUUUUGUAAUAUAGAAUCGAAUUAGAUUUUAGUAACUUUCAUGAAGGAUUUUCACUUUCUUUCUAUAACGUUCAGUUCAUUCCAUUUCUUAGUUUAUUUGAGUUUGUAAAAUUGUGUUGUAAUUGUUAU